AUGCUGUCCGAUACAAUCGACGUAAAACAGCAACAGCGACAACAACAUUAUCAUGUCCUUUUCAUCGACUCUUACGAUUCGUUCACCUACAAUGUGGUGAGGCUAAUUGAGCAACAAACUAACAUCUCACCAGAAGUCAACGCCGUGCACGUGACAACGAUACAUAGUGAUACGUUCCAGUCUAUGGGCCAAUUACUACCGCUUUUGCCGCUCUUUGAUGCUAUUGUUGUUGGCCCAGGGCCUGGGAAUCCUAACAAUGGUGCACAAGAUAUGGGCAUAAUAUCUGAACUUUUCGAAAAUGCCGAUGGAAAUUUAGAUGAUGUUCCAAUAUUGGGUAUAUGUCUUGGAUUCCAAGCAAUGUGCUUGGCGCAAGGUGCUGUUGUUAGUGAGUUAAAUACUAUCAAGCAUGGGCAAGUGUAUGAAAUGCACUUAAACGAUGCAGCCAAAACGUGUGGCCUUUUUAGUGGCUAUCCCGAUACGUUCAAAUCUACGAGGUACCAUUCAUUGCACGUCAAUGCCGAAGGCAUUGAAAACCUUUUGCCCUUGUGCUCGACUGAAGAUGAGAACGGCGUUCUUUUGAUGAGUGCUCAAACUAAAAAUAAGCCAUGGUUUGGCGUACAGUACCACCCGGAGUCAUGUUGUUCGGAAUUGGGGGGGCUGUUGGUCAGUAACUUUCUUAAGUUGAGUUUUAUAAACAACGUGAAGACAGGAAGAUGGGAAAACAAGAAUCUUAAUGGGAAGUCUUCCGACAUCCUAUCCCGAUUGGAUAGAACUAUUGAUAGAGAUCCCAUAUACAAGGUAAAAGAGGAGUAUCCAAAGAGCGAGGACGUGACGUAUGUGAAGCAGUUCGAGAUCUCUAAAGACCCGAAAUUGACAUUCGAAAUUUGCGAUAUCAUUGGGGAACCAAAAUUUGUCAUGUCAUCUUCAGUUAUUAGCGAAAAUAGAGGCGAGUGGUCCAUCAUUGCUUUGCCAAAUUCCGCAUCCCAAGUUUUCACUCACUAUGGAGCUAUCAAAAAGACUACAGUCCAUAGUUGGCAAGAUAAAGAAGUUAGUUACACUUUGUUGAAAAAGUGUCUAGAUGGUCAAGAUUCGGACUUGCCUGGCUCCCUCACCGUAAUAAAUGAAGAUAAAUCUCAAUUUUGGAUUACUUUAGGAGAAUUUAUGGAAAAUAAAAUAAUCGAUAAUCACAAAGAAAUACCAUUUAUUGGAGGCCUCGUUGGCAUUUUGGGUUACGAAAUAGGACAGUACAUUUCUUGUAGCCGUUGUAACGAUGAUGAUAAUUCGCUUGUUCCAGAUGCCAAACUAGUUUUUAUCAACAACAGUAUAGUCAUUAAUCACAAGCAAGGAAAGCUUUAUUGUAUUUCUCUGAAUAAUACAUUUUCAUCGGCCUUAGAACAAUCAUUGAUAGACGGUUUUGUGAAUAAGGAGGAUGUUAGGCAAACUUUGUCCUGGCCAAAAUAUUUACCGGAGGAGGUAGACUUCAUUAUAACGAUGCCCGAUAAACUUGACUAUGCAAAUGCAUUUGAGAAAUGUCAGGAUUAUAUGCAUAAGGGUGACUCAUAUGAAAUGUGCCUCACAACGCAAACCAAAGUUGUACCAUCUGCGGUGAUAGAGCCCUGGAGGAUUUUCCAGACUUUGGUGCAAAGAAAUCCUGCCCCAUUUUCAAGUUUUUUUGAAUUCAACGACAUUAUUCCCCGCCAAGAUGAAACACCUCCAGUUUUAUGCUUCUUAAGUACCUCUCCCGAAAGAUUUUUGAAAUGGGAUGCAGACACAUGCGAGCUGCGUCCCAUUAAGGGAACUGUGAAGAAAGGGCCCCAAAUGAACUUGGCCAAAGCUACACAGAUUUUGAAAACACCAAAAGAAUUCGGCGAGAAUUUAAUGAUUUUGGACUUAAUCCGAAAUGACCUUUAUGAGUUGGUUCCUGAUGUUAGGGUGGAGGAGUUCAUGUCCGUGGAAGAAUAUGCCACCGUCUACCAACUUGUUAGCGUCGUAAAGGCACACGGACUAACCUCUGCCAGCAAGAAGACGAGAUACUCAGGCAUGGAUGUUCUUAAACAUUCGCUUCCUCCAGGAUCUAUGACGGGAGCACCCAAGAAGAUUACUGUGCAGUUAUUGCAGGACAAGAUAGAAAGUAAACUAAAUAAGCAUGUCAAUGACGGAGCGCGUGGUGUUUAUAGUGGGGUCACAGGAUACUGGUCUGUGAAUUCCAACGGAGAUUGGUCUGUUAACAUUAGAUGUAUGUAUUCCUACAACGGCGGAGCCAGCUGGCAGUUGGGCGCAGGGGGAGCCAUAACAGUUCUAAGCACACUGGAUGGGGAACUAGAGGAGAUGUACACCAAGUUGGAGAGCAACUUACAAAUUUUCAUGUAG
This is a messenger RNA of Saccharomyces paradoxus, 2370 nucleotides long. RefSeq names its product 4-amino-4-deoxychorismate synthase (gene ABZ1). Lineage: Eukaryota; Fungi; Ascomycota; Saccharomycetes; Saccharomycetales; Saccharomycetaceae. The transcript has a single exon. Gene Ontology annotation, biological process: L-tryptophan biosynthetic process. The record is from RefSeq and is a predicted model, not a curated record. Bases 1 to 2370 code for a protein of 789 amino acids.